UCCCCGUUUUCAGUCACGUUUGAGUCUGGCGAUCCUGUCGAUCAGCUGUUCUCUUGCUUGGGUGCUUCUGUGUAAACAAGUUUCGUCAUGUUUAGUGAUUUCUUAAUAAGGAUAGUCAUAGAAAUAGUGUUGUGAUAUUUCGGAACUACUUUUAUUUACACAUAAACACUUGAAUUCUGAAGAAAGCACAAAUGUUUAUGACUGAUGAAAUUUACAAGUAUUUUUAAAGUUUUUUUUAUAUCGUUUUAUCAUACAUAUUGUAUGCUAUAUACAAAAUAGAACCGGAAAUGCCGUCAGAUACCGACAUUUCUGCUUUAUAUCCUGAAUCUUCGAGGAUUAGAGUAUCCAGAGAUUCAGACACAGUUAGGAGCGAUGACGAAGAUGCAAUUCAACCUGGGGGAUGGAGUCCACUACUUGUUUUGGCAGGAGCUACAUGUUGUUUAGGGUCAGCUUUACCUGCAGGGUUUAAUAUAGGAGUGAUUAACACUCCCGCAAAUUUAAUCAAGGAUUUUUGUAAUCAAAGUUUAGAAGAGCGAUAUAGAAUACAAGUUUCGGAAGAAGGGCUCAAUAUACUAUGGUCCGCCAUAGUUUCCAUUUUUCUCAUUGGCGGCGUAUCAGGGUCAUUAACUGCCGGUCUUUUAGCAGAUAAACUUGGCAGAAAGGGUACUUUGGCUAUUGGAAACCUCUGUGGUGUCAUCGGUGCUUUAUUAUUUUUUCUGACACCAAUUUUAAAUUCAGUUGAGCUUUUGCUAGCUGGACGACUGAUAGUCGGUUUAUCUGGAGGUCUUGCCACCAGUUUAUUGCCAAUGUACAUGACUGAAUUGGCCCCUCUUAGACUGAGAGGAGCCGUAGGAGUAUUGUGCCAAUUGGGUAUUACUACUGGAGUACUUUUAGGACAAAUCGUAGGAUUAGACACAAUUUUAGGUACUGAAAAAUUAUGGUCGUACAUGUUGGCUGCCUUUUUGCCACUAUGUGUUCUAGCGCUGCCCUUGACUUUAGUCUUACCGGAAAGUCCGAAAUUCCUCUAUGUUAUAAAGGAGCAGCACGAAACAGCCAUAACUGAACUGAGUCGUUUACGUAAUAUGGACGUGAUUCUUUUGCGUAACGAGGUAUUGGUUUUGGAACAAGAGCUCACACUCAGGACAUCCAGCGAUAAUUGGACUAUUAGUAGAGUUUUGAAUGAUCAUUGCUUGAGAUUGCCCCUUGUUUUGGUCAUUUUAAUGCAAUUUGGUCAACAACUGAGUGGCAUAAAUGCCGUUUUCUACUAUUCAGAUUCGAUAUUCGAGAAGGCAGGAUUGGAUAAGACAAGCUCUCAAUAUGCGACCAUAGGAACGGGAUUGGCUAAUGUGUUUAUGGCUUUAGUUUCCGUUUUACUGAUGUCCCGAGUCGGCAGAAGAUCUUUACUCUUGAGCAGUUGUUACUUAAGUGCCUGUUGUCUAUUGGUUCUCUGUUUUGCAAUCGCAUUUAUACACUCUUCUAAAUACGUCCCAUGGCUGUGUAUAUUGGCUGUACAAGCAUAUGUGAUAUUUUAUGGACUGGGACUUGGUCCAAUACCGUUUUUUAUUGGAUCUGAAUUAUUUGAUGUAGGGCCCAGACCUGCUGCAAUGGCUCUUGGCUCAGUUGCUAACUGGGGUGGAAAUUUUGUCGUAGGAAUGACCUUUACAGCUCUGCAAAAUUUAAUUGGCUCCUACACUUUUCUCAUAUUUAUUUUGUGUAUUUUAGCCUUGUCGGGCUUCGUUAGGACUUAUUUGCCCGAAACACGUGGAAAAAGUACCAGUGAAAUAUCAUCGAUCAUGACACAAGGAUUUAAAUCUCGACCCAACCGUGUACUUAACACUUAUGAUCAAUAACACCGAAAUCUUAACCCUUGCAAAAUUGUCGAAUAUUGUUUCUAAAUUCGAGCAAAAUUAUAGAAAUUUUAAUAAUUGUGCAAGGGUUAAUUCAAGUUGAUGACAAUAGGGUGACCAUCAGUAUAAAAGUAAAUGUAAAGUAUUUUUCUUUGCGUUUUGCAAUAUGUACAUAUAUAAAUUAUAAUUUAUAGCUUAGACUUUAA
This is a messenger RNA of Belonocnema kinseyi, 2053 nucleotides long. Its product is annotated as solute carrier family 2, facilitated glucose transporter member 1-like. Gene Ontology annotation, biological process: monosaccharide transmembrane transport. The coding region runs from base 288 to 1850 and encodes 520 amino acids. Gene Ontology annotation, cellular component: membrane. The record is from RefSeq and is a predicted model, not a curated record. Gene Ontology annotation, molecular function: hexose transmembrane transporter activity. The transcript has 8 exons. Lineage: Eukaryota; Metazoa; Arthropoda; Insecta; Hymenoptera; Cynipidae.